AUGACUACAACGUCUGCUUCUUCCAUUAUUGAGGCGUUUUCCAAGGCCGGUCAAAGCGCACUUUUCCAGUUCUUUGAUUCUCUCUCUAAGGACCAGCAAAAUGAGUUCAUUGAGCAGUUGGCCAAAAUCGAAGACCCUAUCAAAUUAGUCAACACUGUUCAAGAAGCCUUGAAGUUUUCCUCUAACAAUGCUAGUUCUCGAAACUUCACCCAGUUGCCUUCAGAACAGACAGCUUCCACGUUAGACUUGGAUCCAGAAUUGUCUGAAAAAUGGACCAGACUCGGUUUAGAAGCCAUUUCAAAAGGUCAAGUUGGUGUAAUUUUGAUGGCUGGAGGUCAGGGGACCAGAUUAGGAUCGAGUGACCCAAAGGGUUGUUUCGAUAUCGAAUUGCCUUCUUCUAAAUCGUUGUUCCAAGUCCAGGCUGAAAAGAUCUUGAAGAUCCAACAGUUAACCGCUCAAAAGCUCAACUUGGCUCAACAACCAAAGAUCUAUUGGUACAUAAUGACCAGUGGUCCUACAAGACUGCCAACGGAGUCCUUUUUCCAAAAGAAUCACUACUUUGGCUUGCAGCCAGACCAAAUCGCCUUCUUUGACCAAGGUACUUUACCGUGUUUCAACUUGGACGGAUCGCAGAUUCUCUUGGAAUCGCAAAACAAAUACUGCGAAUCCCCAGAUGGGAACGGAGGUUUGUACAAGGCCAUUCAGACUAAUGGUAUAAUUGACGACUUUGUGGCUAAGGGCAUUGAACAUAUUCACAUGUACUGUGUAGAUAACGUGUUGGUUAAAGUUGCUGAUCCAGUAUUUUUGGGUUUUGCUAUCGACAAGAAAUUCGAUUUAGCUACCAAAGCCGUGAGAAAGAGAGAUGCUAGUGAAUCUGUUGGUUUGAUUGUAUUAGAUGACGACAUCAAAAAGCCAUGUGUUAUUGAAUACAGUGAAAUCACCCAAGAAUUAGCCAACAAAACCGAGCAAAACGACUCGUCCAAGUUAUUCCUCAGAGCUGCUAACAUUGUUAACCACUACUAUUCUGUAGAUUUGUUGAGAAGGGAAGUGCCUAAUUGGACUUCUUCUCAGAAAUUCUUGCCCUUCCACAUUGCAAAAAAGAAGAUUGCAUCUAUAAAUCCGAAGACUGGUGAAUUCUACAAGCCAACUGAACCUAACGGUAUCAAAUUGGAGCAGUUCAUUUUCGACGUUUUUCCCUCGGUUGAUUUAAACAAGUUUGGUCUUUUGGAAGUAGAAAGAUCAGACGAAUUUUCUCCAUUGAAGAACGCCGUGGGUGCCAAAAACGAUACACCAACCACAUGUAGAAGUCAUUUCCUUGCCUUGGGUACAAGAUGGGUAAAAGAAAAUGGCGGUAUAAUUGAAGACGACGGUUAUGUCGAGGUCAGCUCAUUGACCAGUUACGGUGGUGAAGGAUUGGAGUUCGUCAAGGGUAAGCAUUUCAAGAACGGGGAACAAAUCUAA
Molecule: messenger RNA, 1461 nt
Organism: Scheffersomyces stipitis CBS 6054
Lineage: Eukaryota; Fungi; Ascomycota; Pichiomycetes; Serinales; Debaryomycetaceae
Gene: UAP1
Product: UDP-N-acetylglucosamine diphosphorylase
Exons: 1
Coding region: 1-1461 (486 amino acids)
Biological process (GO): UDP-N-acetylglucosamine biosynthetic process
Molecular function (GO): UDP-N-acetylglucosamine diphosphorylase activity
Source: RefSeq, a predicted model, not a curated record